AUGAAUCCGAUUCUCCGACGAGUCGAGUGGGUUCGAGUGGCUGGGAAAUGGACGAAAAUGUCGGUGAUGGGCACAAAUAUUUCGGAGGAAAAUUUGAGAUUAGCUGAACGGAAGGACGACAAUCGGGUCGUGAUUCUCAUGAUUCCGGGAAAUCCGGGCAACGAAGGAUUUUAUGCUCACUUCGGAAGAGAAAUACUGCAAAAUCUGAUGAAAAGAGACGAGGAAGAGAAGAGAAAUGCGAAGAAUCAGUACUUAUUCAUCACUGUCUCCAGUCUGAACCACGUCAAAAUGCCCGGACAAUUGGAAGAAGACGGAGAGCAUCGCAGUCACGGUAUCACACGAAUCUACUGUUUUCAAGUACCUUUCUGAGAAUUCAGACCGAAUUUCUCUGGAAGAACAGGUGCUCCAUAAAUUGGCAUUCGUCCGCGAGCACUUGCCACGUGGAAAAGAAGUGUACAUUCUCGGCCACAGCAUCGGUUCCUACAUGAUGUUACGCAUUCUUGCGGAAGUCAUCAACGACGGGUUCCACGUGGAAAAGGCUGUCGGACUGUUUCCGACCAUAGUGCACAUGGCCACGUCUCCGAACGGAAAACGACUUCAGGGAACUCUGGCGGUAGGAAAAGUUAAAAGUUAAAGAAAAAUUGUGAAAGUUCAGGUACUGCAACGGCAUGAUUGGCUGGCGAAGACUGCCAGUUGGUGGGUCGAUUACAUUCCAAGUUUCGUCAAAAAGUUCCUCGUUGGAUUGAAUCUAAGCCAUCCGAAUGUAUGUCAAAUGACCUUUCUUUUGAUUUUUUCGAACUAAGCCAGUUUUCCAGACGCCACCGGAGAUUGUGGAUGCGGCUGUCGAACUGAUUCACAUGGAUGUCUUCCGAAAUAUAGUACACAUGUCGAACGACGAGUUGGAUUUUGUCCUCGAUUUGAACGAACACCUUCUGGAAAAAAAGGACGUCAUUCACUUUUACUACGGACUCAAAGACGGCUGGUGUCCGGUCGAACAUGGUCAGUUGCCGAGCGAAGCUCAUUGCAUGUCAAUCCGUUCACCUCAGGGCACUCAAUGAUAGAGAGACUUGGCUCCGAGAAAGUGACGUUGGACGAACACGACUGCGAACACGCAUUCGUAAUCGCCGAAGGAGACAUUAUGGCGAAGAACGUCAUCAAGUAUUUCAAGUGA
Molecule: messenger RNA, 1171 nt
Organism: Caenorhabditis sp. 36 PRJEB53466
Lineage: Eukaryota; Metazoa; Nematoda; Chromadorea; Rhabditida; Rhabditidae
Source: the annotation of a GenBank genome assembly